Molecule: messenger RNA, 2629 nt
Organism: Tarenaya hassleriana
Lineage: Eukaryota; Viridiplantae; Streptophyta; Magnoliopsida; Brassicales; Cleomaceae
Product: neutral ceramidase-like
Biological process (GO): long-chain fatty acid biosynthetic process; sphingosine biosynthetic process; ceramide catabolic process
Cellular component (GO): extracellular region
Molecular function (GO): N-acylsphingosine amidohydrolase activity
Source: RefSeq, a predicted model, not a curated record
UUGGCCGUCUUUUUUCUCUCACCAAAUUCCUUGCUUUUGCCGGACUCUCUCUCUCUCUUUGAAUUUCCAGGAAUCGCGUCCUGAGAUCAGUUUAUCGGAAGACUAAUCGUUGUUCCCGAAUCUCGCGUCUGGACAAGGGAAAUGAGAACUGGUUGAGAUAUUGGUGGAGAAGAAUUUGUGUUCAUCAUGGAGCUCUUUUCAUCUUUAGUUACUUUAUGGAGAACCCCUGUUUGUUUACUCUCAAUGCUCUUGCUGCUCAGUAGCAAUGGAGUUGUAUCGAGUUCUGAAUAUUUGAUUGGGCUGGGAAGCUAUGACAUCACUGGCCCAGCGGCUGACGUAAAUAUGAUGGGAUAUGCUAACAUGGAGCAACGAGCAUCUGGUAUUCACUUCAGGCUCCGAGCUCGCACAUUCAUUGUAGCAGAGCCGGAGGGGAAGCGGGUUGUUUUUGUUAAUCUAGAUGCUUGCAUGGCCUCACAGAUCGUUACACUUAAAGUAAUCCAAAGGCUAAGGGCAAGGUAUGGCGAUCUAUACUCGGAGAAGAAUGUUGCCAUAAGCGGUAUUCACACCCACGCUGGUCCAGGGGGUUACCUUCAGUAUGUUGUGUAUAUAGUUACAUCUCUUGGAUUUGUCCGGCAGUCGUUCGAUGCCCUUGUGGAUGGCAUUGAGAACAGCAUCAUACAAGCUCAUGAAAACCUCCGUCCUGGAUCAAUUCUUGUCAAUAAAGGUGAAUUGUUGGAUGCUGGUGUCAACCGCAGCCCAAGUGCACACCUUAAUAAUCCUGCUGAAGAAAGGAGCAAAUACAAAUACGAUGUUGAUAAAGAAAUGACUCUCUUGAAGUUUGUUGAUGAUCAGUGGGGUUCAGUAGGUAGCUUCAAUUGGUUUGCAACUCACGGAACUUCCAUGUCUCGUACAAACUCUUUGAUUAGUGGGGACAACAAGGGUGCUGCAGCAAGGUUAAUGGAAGACUGGUUUGAACAGAAUUCUCGUGGAGGAUCAUAUUCCGCAGAGUUUGACUCAGAUGAAAUACCUAGAAGAGUUUCUAGCAUAAUUGGAUAUCAUCAACGUAAGCAUCAUGAGUUGCUAGAGCUUGCCUCUUCGUUCAAGUCAAAGCCCGGUAGGCCUGCUACUAGACUUUCAAGCUCUGCGAGGCGGGUCCGGAAUGUGUCUGCUUUUUGUCAGACGAACUGUGGUGAUGUUAGCCCAAACGUGCUUGGAGCCUUUUGCAUAGACACUGGUCUCUCGUGUGAUUUCAAUCACAGCACAUGUGGCGGGAAAAAUGAGCUAUGCUAUGGGCGUGGACCGGGUUAUCCUGAUGAAUUUGAGAGUACGCGUAUAAUUGGUGAGAGACAAUUCAAAAGGGCUCUGGAUCUUUUCAACAAGGCAUCCGAGCAGCUACGUGGAAAAGUUGAUUAUCGCCAUGUUUACGUCGACUUUUCCCAGCUUGAGGUGACUCUUAAAGAAAAUGGAGGUGGUUCAGAAGUGGUGAAAACAUGCCCUGCUGCAAUGGGCUUUGCUUUUGCCGCUGGAACCACAGAUGGACCCGGAGCAUUUGAUUUUAGACAAGGAGAUUCUCAGGGAAACCCUUUCUGGAAGACAGUGAGAAACCUCCUUAAAACGCCGGGCAUGAUACAAAAUAAUUGUCACUACCCGAAACCGAUCUUGCUUGACACUGGAGAAAUGACCAAACCAUAUGACUGGGCGCCUUCGAUUCUUCCACUGCAAAUUCUCCGUGUUGGACAGCUUUUCAUUCUCAGUGUUCCUGGAGAAUUCACAACGAUGGCUGGAAGGCGUCUCCGAGAUGCAGUGAAGACACAGCUAAAAAGCAGCGGGAAUGAAGAGUUUAGCGGCGAGAUUCACGUUGUUAUAGCUGGCUUGGCUAAUGCCUACUCGCAGUAUGUGACCACUUUUGAGGAGUACCAAGUGCAAAGAUACGAAGGCGCAUCCACGUUAUAUGGUCCACAUACACUCAGUGGCUACAUUCAAGAGUUCAAGAAACUCACCGAGUUACUUGUCCUUGAUAAGCCGGUUGAAUCAGGGCCUCAACCUCCGGAUCUCCUAGACAAGCAACUGAGCUUCCUCACACCAGUCGUUAUGGACACAGUCCCUAUCGGAGUCAGUUUUGGAGACAUAAUCUCGGAUGUGCCUGAAAACUCGUCCUUCAUAAGGGGAAAAGACAAGGUGACAGUUGUGUUCUGGUCAGCUUGCCCAAGAAACGAUUUACUGACAGAAGGUACAUUCGUGCUGGUGGAGAAACUAGAUGGCAAUGACAAGACAUGGACCCCUGUUUAUGACGACGAUGAUCUUUGUCUUAGGUUCACAUGGUCGAGGCCGGCAAGGCUGAGUUCCCGUAGUCAGGGAACGGUAGAAUGGAGAAUACCCGAGACAACGUCGGCCGGAGUUUACAGGAUCACCCAUUUCGGGGCUGCGAAGAAGCUCUUUGGAUCUGUCCACCAUUUCACCGGUUCCUCAAGUGCCUUUGUUGUAAUAUAAAUAAACCAAAACAGUACAUGUAAUACUUGUUCUGUCGAACACACUCUCUGCUUAGCACAGAAGCUUCAGUGUGUCUGAUGCCAAGAAACUAAUGUUUCACAAUGUAAUAUAAUCUAAUAUAGAGUUUUUUUUUUGUAUA